This is a messenger RNA of Capsicum annuum, 540 nucleotides long. Its product is annotated as calcium-binding protein PBP1. The transcript has a single exon. The coding region runs from base 134 to 481 and encodes 115 amino acids. The record is from RefSeq and is a predicted model, not a curated record. Lineage: Eukaryota; Viridiplantae; Streptophyta; Magnoliopsida; Solanales; Solanaceae. Gene Ontology annotation, molecular function: calcium ion binding.
UAAAUUGUUGAAUCACCUUGACACAACGAGUGGUUCAUAUAGUCCUAGACUCCUAGUGGUGACAUUCUCCACAUUUUUUUGAAUCCCCUCGACAGAAUUUCUGACUCUACCAGUACUAGUCCAAUAUCUAUCGAUGUCUACAUUGGAGCGCGACGUGGUGUUUGAGGAUUUUUUUCCAUCAAUGUUGGAGAAACUUGGAGCUGAGGGAUUCUUGAAAGAGUUAAGAAAUGGAUUUAGGGUUUUAAUGGAUGAACAAAGGGAAGUCAUAACAUUUGAAAGCUUAAAGAAGAAUUUAGAAUUUUUGGGAUUGAAAGACAAUGAUAUGAGUGAUGAUGAAGUGAUGUACAUGUUGAAUGAAGGUGAUUUGGAUGGUGAUGGUUGUGUAAAUGAGAUGGAAUUUUGUGUAUUAAUGGUUCGUUUAAGUCCAGAUUUAAUGGACAUUUCAAGAAUGUGGUUGGAAGAAACUCUUGCCAAAUUGUAAUUAGACUAAUUAAUCUGUGUUGAACUUUGUUAUAUAUCUACAAAUUAAUUAAUCUAGCU